CAAUUUCCGAUACAAUCAAAUAUAUAUUUAAGUAACAUAAAAGUGAACUCCUAAUCGGAGUUUACUUUUGUUAUUUAUUUAUAUAUUUGUUUGUGAGGAAAUAAAAUAAAACAAAGGUAAUAUGGGGAUGUCUAAAAGUGUCAUGGUCAUUGUAUCUCUCGUUCUCGUAGUGUUCUUGGCUCUUGCAGCCACCAAGACUGAGGCAGCAGUAAGAAAAUACAUAGAUUAUGGUGUUUUUAAAAAUGAUGAAAUAAAUUGUGACAAAGCGCACAAAGCUAACUGCAAGAAGAAGGAAGUAAAAAAUCCUUACACGAGAGGAUGCCAAAAGAGCCAUCGUUGCCGCCCCGAAGAGCUCUCCGAUCCAGAUCCAAAGCUGUGAAUCAACCAACCCGAGAGCAUAUAUAAUAUAACAUCAAAUUUGUUUCCCUAAUCAUAAAGAAUGUUCUGACAGGCUUCUGAUUGGUUAGUGGUUAUCUAUCUUUAUAUAUACACAUGACAUCCUCAUAUUACCCUUGUUAACUGCAAUUAUUUGCAGUCUAUUUUCUUGGUUCUGUAAUUAAUUGUAACUCAGAUGAUGUUAUAAUUAAUCACUUAUAUUAUAUCUAACAAAUAUAUUUUUCCGCUUACUUA
Molecule: messenger RNA, 630 nt
Organism: Camelina sativa (false flax)
Lineage: Eukaryota; Viridiplantae; Streptophyta; Magnoliopsida; Brassicales; Brassicaceae
Source: RefSeq, a predicted model, not a curated record